Centruroides sculpturatus (bark scorpion) is the source of this 2304-nucleotide messenger RNA. RefSeq names its product sialin-like. Bases 125 to 1549 code for a protein of 474 amino acids. Gene Ontology annotation, molecular function: transmembrane transporter activity. Lineage: Eukaryota; Metazoa; Arthropoda; Arachnida; Scorpiones; Buthidae. The record is from RefSeq and is a predicted model, not a curated record. The transcript has 10 exons. Gene Ontology annotation, biological process: monoatomic anion transport; transmembrane transport.
AAAAUUCUAAGUCGAAUUUAUUGUUGAAAGUAAAUCAACAACACAGAAUAAAGAAAAUAUAUCAAAAUAUUAACAGAUACGUUAAAUAUUUUAAAAGUAUUGGAAGUAUUCUCCUCGUGAUAUAAUGGCACAUAAAGUUUAUAUUCCCGCUCGUUACGUAUUGGUAUUUUCUAUAUUUUUGAUAUACACAAUAAUGCACUGCCAAAGAUCUGUGCUGAAUGUCGCUAUUAUAGCCAUGGUUAAUCAUUCAGCCAUAUCCAGCAUGUAUAAUACAACAUCUUCAAAGGAAUGCCCAGCAAAGUCUCAGCAAAAUUCUACAUCUACUUACAAAGAGGGUUCUUAUGUAUGGACACAACCCACUCAAGGAAUAAUUCUGGGAGGUGAAUAUUACGGUUUCGUAAUAGCCGAACUCGUUGGAGGGACCAUUACUUUUUUAUUCGGUCCAAAGAAAACGUUCAUAAUAUCUUCAUUUCUCUCUUCAAUAUUCUGCAUUUUAACACCCUUUUGUGCAGAUGUCGGUGUUUCAGUUAUAUCUUUAUGUCAAGCUAUCUUCGGAUUUGGACAGGGUCUUGUAUUUUACGGAUCUCUUACACUGUUAGGAAGAUGGAGUCCAGAAAACGAAAAGUCCACAUUAUCAUCAGUUUCAUUUUCUGGUAUGCAACUCGGUACGUUUGUUGGUUUAAUUACGACAGGAUAUGUCUGUCAACACAUAGGAUGGCCUUUUAGCUUCUACACAUUUGGUGUAUGUGGGAUUGUCUUUUCUUUAUGUGUUACGUUCACAGUUUAUGACAGACCUCAAGAACAUCCCAGAAUAUCUGACAAAGAAUUGACGUUUCUUAACGAAUGCGUAACAAACAUCACCUCAACAGAAACGAAGUUGAAUAUUCCCUGGAAACAAAUUUUAACAUCCAGAAUAGUAUGGAUACUUGCUAUGACGAAAAUAUGUCUUGGUUUCGGUUAUUUUACAAUAUUGACUAAGAUUCCAUCAUAUUUAGAGAUUAUUCUUCACUUUCCUAUCCAGCAGAAUGGAAUUGUGAGUGCGUUAGUUUAUUCCGUGGAUUGUAUAGCGAUAUUUAUUUCUGGUUUCAUUGCUGAUUUCAUAAAAUCUCGUAAAUAUUUAAGUAUAACUAAUAUCAGAAAACUUUGCGAAAUAAUUGCUACGUGUGGUCCGGCAUUAUGCAUCUUAGCGAUUUCAUUUCUGGGAUGCGAGAAAACAAAUAUAAUUAUUUGUUUAAUGAUUGGAAUGGGAUGUUUCGGCUUUUAUAUUUCAGGAGAUGUUGCAAUAGUGCUUGAUUUAGCUCCAGAAUUUGCAGGUGUCAUUUUCGGAUUGACUGAUAGUUUAUAUAACGCUGCAGGUAUAUUUUCACCCUAUGUUGCUGGAGUUAUAUUAGAUAAAAACGAAGGAGACAUGAUUCAAUGGAGCUACGUGUUUUAUAUGAUCUCUUCGGCUUACAUUCUGGGUGGUGUAAUUUUUAUAUUUGGAGCUACUGCAAAAGUUCAACCGUGGGCUACCAUUAAUACAGACAACAAGAAACAAGACAACAAUUAAUCAUAAAUAUAAAUCGAAUUUUAUUUGGAACGAUAAAAAUUCUGCUUAUAGAAUAAUUAGAAGCCAAGACAUGUAAAAUUGGUUAUGGUUGAUAUAGUAGCACAAUUCCUGUCAUUGUCCUGCUUUUAAUUUUUGAUAGUGGAAAAAUAUGCGAUUAGUUUGAUUGCAGAAGACAAUAAGAGACAGAUAUUGUGAUAAUUGAUCACGUUUGUAUAAAUCAUUUUAACAACAAUUUAUCAUGUGAGAAUACGGACGAGGGUCCAGGCCCUCUAAUCGUCGGAUCUGGAGGAUCCACUCACUUUGUCACUGGAUGGCUUAGUCUAACAGAAUUCGAGCGGUAAAAUUCGUUGUGGGGUUGUGCAAUUUGGUAUAGGCAAUAACAGAGGAGUCCAUAAAUAAACUCAACAAAACAAUUAUUUAAUAUAACAAAAUAAAGAAUCAUACAAGGAGGAAUAUAUUCUAGGGCCCUAAGUUCCCUACGUUGCGAGAGAGAGUAUACAAUAAGUCAUAUUACCUCGUUGUUCAUUCUGAAGGAGCUGGUUUGCUGUAGUGAGGUUAGGCUAGACUUUACUGUUGGAUGGCUAGCAGAUGAGUAGCAGGAGGGUCAACUUCUUUGUAGGAGGGUAGAAGCUGCAGGAGUGACAGGAGGAGUCCUAUGUAUCACAAUCUGCUAUGUCGUAUGGUAUAUUCUAUCUGGGAUGCCUUGAGUGUCUGGAAACUUGCCCUUUUAUCUAAAAUUUUUCCCUAAUCAUUAU